ACAAGAAUAAACCUGUUUUCUCGGACCCCAAACAGGAGAAGGGAAAAUAAUAAUAAUCAUCAUCAGGAUAGUCCCAUGUCAAAUAUAGUCGGUGUUGUAUGUUUCUUUGUUCUUUGUUUGAGUGGUGGGGGAAUGAUGGAUGAAUUUGCUGAAGCGAAGAAGAUGGUGGAUGUGGGAGUAAUUGUUGAUCUAAAUUCACUGGUUGGAUCAGUGGCGAACGCAUGCAUUCACAUGGCAAUCUCUGAUUUCUAUGCUGCUCAUCCUAACUUCAGGACCAGAUUGUCUCUGCACCUUCGGCCCUCCGAUGAUGUUCUUGGUGCUGCUUUUACAGCACUAGAGUUGAUUAAUGAGGAGGAAGUUAAUGCCAUCAUCGGACCACAAAGUUCAAUGCAAGCUAGAGUUGUAAUGGAUAUCGGCCAAAAGGCUCAAGUUCCCAUCAUUUCAUAUUCAGCAACAGCUCCCUCACUCUCCACAACCCAGAACCCUUUUUUCGUUCGAACAGCUUUAGACGAUAGCUCGCAAGCUAAAGCCAUCGCCGCCAUCGUUCAUUUAUAUGAAUGGCACGAAGUAGUCCUCCUCUACGAAGACACUGAAUACGGAAGCGGUUUAAUCCCCUACCUAUCAGAAGAGUUUCAACGGUUCGACAUACGGGUGAGUUCGAGGUUUCCCGUCUCCCCAAACUCUGGUAACUUGACCAUCUUAAAGAAGCUCAACAACGUAAUGGCGACGCAGACGAGAGUGAUCGUCGUACAUAUGAUGUCUUCGUUAGGGUCUAAACUAUUUUUUCUUGCAAAAGAAGCAACCAUGAUUAGUGAAGGAUAUGCAUGGAUCAUUACAGAUGGCUAUCAAGUUUGUUGGAUCCCAUGGGAGCCGAUGUCAUUGGCUCCCAUGCAAGGUGUGUUGGGAAUAAGGCCAUACAUACCACAGUCCAAAAGCCUUAAGAAUUUUAAAAGGAAAUGGAAACGUGAGAUUCACUCUAGUUCGACCAAAUUAAACAUUUACGGGUUUUGGGCAUAUGACACUGUUUGGGCACUAGCUAAGUCUGUCGAAAUGGUUCAGCGUGAGAGUUCCGAUAUUAUGAGACGAAGUUACCGGAGAAAGGCAAGUCAGAUUCCUGAAAUAAGAGUUUCUACAAUAGGUCGAUCGAUCCGAAAAGAGUUAGUGAAAACCAAAUUUAAAGGUCUCAGUGGAGAUUUCAGUUUGGUUAGGGGACAGUUGCAGUCUUCAGCUUUUGAAAUCAUCAACGUGGUAGAUAAAAUGGAGAAAGUUUUAGGGUAUUGGACCCUUGAGAAUGGAUUGACAGCAGAAUUAGGCAAACCUGUGAAGGCGACAUAUUCAACCUCCUUAUAUCAUGAACUUAAACCACCUAUCUGGCCGGGAAACAUGAAAGCUAUGCCCCGAGGUUGGACGAUACCGGUUGUAGGUAAGAAACUAAGGAUUGGGAUCCCUGUGAAACCUGGUUUUGAAGGAUAUUUGAAAGUGAAACAAGACCCUUACAGCGAUGAGUUCAUCGUAACAGGGUUCUCGUAUGAUGUAUUCAAGGAGGCAUUAGCGCUUUUACCUUUUGCAGUCCCCCUUGAGCCUAUUCGUUUCCCCAUUGGUAACAACACAAGUUCAGGAACAUAUGACGAGCUUCUUUACGAAGUCAAACUUCAGAAAUUCGAUGCUGCAGUGGGAGAUAUAACAAUUCUGGCAAAUCGAUCUCGAUAUGUAGAUUUUACAUUGCCUUACUUGCAAUCACAUGUGUCCAUGGUUGUGAAAAUCAAAAUGAUGGGAGAAAGAACAUGUGGAUAUUCUUAAA
Hibiscus syriacus is the source of this 1801-nucleotide messenger RNA. Its product is annotated as glutamate receptor 2.2-like. NCBI's taxonomy places the organism in Eukaryota, Viridiplantae, Streptophyta, Magnoliopsida, Malvales, Malvaceae. Gene Ontology annotation, cellular component: membrane. Gene Ontology annotation, molecular function: glutamate-gated receptor activity; G protein-coupled receptor activity. The record is from RefSeq and is a predicted model, not a curated record. Gene Ontology annotation, biological process: G protein-coupled receptor signaling pathway.